This is a messenger RNA of Microtus oregoni (creeping vole), 2337 nucleotides long. RefSeq names its product FERM domain containing 6 (gene Frmd6). NCBI's taxonomy places the organism in Eukaryota, Metazoa, Chordata, Mammalia, Rodentia, Cricetidae. Gene Ontology annotation, cellular component: cytoskeleton; cytoplasmic side of apical plasma membrane. The record is from RefSeq and is a predicted model, not a curated record. The transcript has 14 exons. Gene Ontology annotation, biological process: positive regulation of hippo signaling. The coding region runs from base 274 to 2142 and encodes 622 amino acids.
GGGGCAGUUGCAGCGUUGGUCUGGCGGCGGCAGAGGGGCUGGGAGCAGCGAGAAGGCUCGGUGCCGCUGGAGCAGACGCCGGUUCGGAGUCGGACGCCUGGCGCUGGCGACUUUGGAGGCCUCCCUGUGGACUUUCUCUAGCUAUGAAACCUACAUAGUGGGGUACCACGAUGCUUCUCCUGUUGGCCAUAUGAGGAUGAGGAGAAGCUGGCUUUGGAGCAACUGCUGAGCACUCGGUGCGCCCAGCCUGCCCACUGGAGAGCCCACAACACAAUGAACAAACUGACCUUCCAUAACAACAGAGUCAUGCAGGACCGGCGUAGCGUGUGUAUCUUCCUUCCCAAUGAUGAGUCCCUGAACAUCAUCAUAAACGUUAAAAUUCUCUGUCAUGAGUUGCUGGUCCAGGUGUGUGACCUGCUCAGGUUAAAGGACUGUCACCUCUUUGGUCUCAGUGUUAUACAAAAUAAUGAACACGUAUAUAUGGAGUUGUCACAAAAGCUUUAUAAGUAUUGUCCAAAAGAAUGGAAAAAAGAGGCCAGCAAGGUACGACAAUACGAAGUCACUUGGGGCAUCGACCAGUUCGGGCCUCCCAUGAUCAUCCAUUUCCGGGUGCAGUACUAUGUGGAGAAUGGAAAACUGAUCAGUGACCGCAUAGCGCGGUAUUAUUACUACUGGCACCUGAGGAAACAAGUCCUGCACUCUCAGUGCGUGCUCAGAGAGGAGGCCUACUUCCUGCUGGCGGCCUUCGCGCUCCAGGCUGAUCUCGGGAACUUCAAAAGGAAUAAGCACCGUGAAAAGUACUUUGAGCCGGAGGCUUACUUCCCGGCAUGGGUUGUUUCCAAGAGGGGGAAGGAGUACAUCCUGAAGCACAUUCCGAACAUGCACAAAGACCAGUUUGCACUGACGGCCUCCGAGGCGCAUCUGAAAUACAUCAAAGAGGCCGUCCGACUGGACGACGUUGCCAUCCAUUACUACAGGCUGUACAAGGAUAAAAGGGAAGUUGAAGCUUCACUGGCCCUGGGGUUGACCAUGCGGGGAAUACAGAUUUUUCAGAAUCUAGAAGAAGAGAAACAAUUGCUGUACGAUUUCCCCUGGACGAAUGUCGGGAAGUUGGUAUUUGUGGGCAAGAAGUUUGAGAUUUUGCCCGACGGCCUUCCCUCCGCCAGGAAGCUAGUCUACUAUACAGGGUGUCCCACACGCUCCCGGCAUCUCCUGCAGCUGCUGAGCAAUAGCCACCGCCUCUACAUGAACCUGCAGCCGGUCCUGCGCCACCUCCGCAAGCUGGAGGAGAACGAAGAGAAGAAGCAGUACCGGGAAUCCUACAUCAGUGACACCCUGGACCUUGACAUGGACCAGCUGGAAAAGCGGUCCCGUGCCAGCGGGAGCAGCGCCGGCAGCGCGAAGCAUAAGCGCCUGUCCCGCCACUCCACGGCCAGCCACAGCAGCUCCCACACCUCCGGCAUCGAAGCAGACACUAAGCCCCGGGAUCCCGGGCCAGAAGACAGCUGUUCCGGCAGCGCCAUGCACCGCAAGCUGAAGACCUGCAGCUCCAUGACCAGCCAUGGCAGCUCCCACACUUCAGGAGUGGAGAGCGGCGGCAAAGAGCGUCUGGAAGAGGACUCUCAGGACGAUGAAAUAGAGAUGUUGGUCGAUGACCCCAGGGACCUGGAGCCAAUGACAGAAGAGUCACUGGAAGUCAGCCCCGACGUGUGCAUCUACAUCACAGAGGACAUGCUCCUGUCGAGGAAGCUGAAUGGACACUCGGGGUUAAUUGUGAAAGAAAUCAGCUCUUCCACCUCCAGCUCUUCAGAAACGGUUGUCAAGCUGCGUGGACAGAGCACCGACUCCCUUCCACAGACAAUAUGUCGGAAACCAAAGACUUCCACCGAUCGACACAGCCUGAGCCUUGAUGACAUCAGGCUGUACCAGAAAGACUUCCUGCGCAUCGCAGGUCUGUGUCAGGACACUGCUCAGAGUUACACCUUCGGGUGUGGCCAUGGACUGGAGGAGGACGGUCUCUACUGCAACAGCUGCUUGGCUCGGCAGUGCAUCAACAUCCAAGACACUUUCCCAGUCAAAAGAACCAGCAAAUACUUCUCCCUGGACCUCACUCACGACGAGGUCCCGGAGUUCGUCGUAUAAGCCCCACUGCGGGCAGCCCUGCGGGCAGCUGCUGUCUGCUGAAGGCUGUGGAGUCCGAGGUCCUUCACAUAUUAUUUGUGCCAUAUUUUUUUUCACCCCAAAUUUAGCUCUUUCUUUAUAAUAUCCACUAUGGAAACGAAAGCCUUGGGACAAUGCACUUUAAGUAUUAUGCAGAAGUAAAAGAUACACAGAAUG